Pezoporus flaviventris is the source of this 2919-nucleotide messenger RNA. RefSeq names its product nuclear factor I C (gene NFIC). The transcript is spliced from 12 exons. Gene Ontology annotation, molecular function: RNA polymerase II cis-regulatory region sequence-specific DNA binding; DNA-binding transcription factor activity, RNA polymerase II-specific. The record is from RefSeq and is a predicted model, not a curated record. NCBI's taxonomy places the organism in Eukaryota, Metazoa, Chordata, Aves, Psittaciformes, Psittacidae. Gene Ontology annotation, cellular component: nucleus. Gene Ontology annotation, biological process: regulation of transcription by RNA polymerase II. Bases 562 to 2097 code for a protein of 511 amino acids.
CACCUCCCCCCUCCCUGCCCCCCCAGCCCCGCCGCCCCCCGCGGCAGUGCAUGAGGCCGGGCCGGGCCCCACGUUCUCCCCCUCCGCAGCCUGGCCGGGUGCGGGCCCCGAGUUGCGGAGCCCGGGACAUGGCCCACAGGAGCGCGGCGGAGCCGGAGCGAGCGUGACCGCCCCGGCCGGGGCGGGGAGGGGGCUGCAACGUUAUUCGUGGGGUGUUCAUCCUGUAAUUAUUAUUUUUGGAGGGGGGGGGCGACGUUUUUCUUCCUCCUCCUCGGUGGCAAACACACGGUUGAGCACAAACUGCCCCCAGCCCACCCUCCCCGCACGGCUUCCCGCAGCAGCCCGUUAAUUGCACUUGGCGAUGUUGGACCCGGGUUAUAUCCUCCUCGCCCCCCCUCCCCAGCCCCGUUGCCCCCCCCCCCGGGCCCCGCAGAGCCGCUCGGAAGGAGAAAGGGAGGAAAAAAAAAACGCCCGGACUGCUCCAGCCUCCGAAAUGACUCAGUAACUUUUACGCCUCGAGUCUCAGCCCUGCAAUUAGCCACUUGCCCAGCGCGGCUCGGGAUGUAUUCGUCUCCUCUCUGCCUGACCCAGGAUGAGUUCCACCCCUUCAUUGAGGCACUGCUCCCCCAUGUCCGGGCCUUCGCCUACACAUGGUUCAACCUGCAAGCCCGCAAGCGCAAGUACUUCAAGAAGCAUGAGAAGAGGAUGACGAAGGACGAGGAGAGGGCGGUGAAAGAUGAGCUGCUGAGUGAGAAGCCAGAGGUGAAACAGAAAUGGGCCUCGCGCCUUCUGGCCAAGCUGCGCAAGGACAUCCGGCCCGAGUGCCGCGAGGAUUUUGUGCUCUCCAUCACCGGCAAGAAGCCCUCAUGCUGCGUCCUCUCCAACCCUGACCAGAAGGGGAAGAUGCGCCGCAUCGACUGCCUGCGGCAGGCAGACAAGGUGUGGCGGCUGGACCUGGUCAUGGUCAUCCUCUUCAAAGGGAUUCCACUGGAGAGCACCGACGGUGAGCGCCUGGUCAAGUCAGGCCAGUGCACCAACCCCAUCCUCUGCGUCCAGCCCCACCACAUUAGUGUCUCUGUCAAGGAGCUGGACCUCUACCUGGCUUACUUCGUCCGUGAGAGAGAUGCAGAGCAGAGCAGCAGCCCCCGGACAGGCAUUGGCUCGGACCAGGAGGACAGCAAACCCAUCACGCUGGAUUCCACAGACUUCCAGGAAAGCUUUGUUACCUCGGGGGUGUUCAGUGUCACCGAGCUCAUCCAGGUGUCCCGAACACCGGUGGUGACAGGCACGGGUCCAAACUUCUCUCUUGGGGAGCUCCAGGGCCACCUGGCCUAUGACCUGAAUCCCUCCAGCACUGGCAUGCGGAGGACACUGCCUAGCACCUCUUCCAGCGGGAGCAAACGGCACAAGUCGGGGUCCAUGGAGGACGACAUCGACACCAGCCCGGGGGGCGAGUACUACACCUCCUCCAAUUCCCCCACCAGCAGCAGCCGCAACUGGACAGAAGACAUGGAAGGGGGCAUCUCCCCCACUGUGAAGAAGACAGAGAUGGACAAGUCCCCCUUCAACAGCCCGUCACCCCAGGACUCCUCGCCCCGUCUGAGCAGCUUCACGCAGCACCACCGUCCCGUCAUCGCAGUGCACAGCGGUAUCACUCGAAGCCCACACCCAUCAUCUGCACUGCAUUUCCCCACCACCUCCAUCCUCCCACAAACGGCCUCCACCUACUUCCCCCACACGGCCAUUAGGUACCCGCCUCAUCUCAACCCACAGGACCCACUGAAAGAUCUCGUCUCACUGGCCUGUGACCCGUCCAACCAGCAGCCCGGACCGUUAAAUGGAAGUGGUCAAGUGAAAGUGCCCAGCCACUACUUGCCCCCGCAGAUGCUGGCGCCACCACCUCCCCCUGGCAUGCCCCGCUUGGCCGUCUCUCCUGACACCAAACCCACUACGACAACUACCGAGGGAGGGACGACCUCGCCGACAUCACCCACCUACUCUGCACCAGGCACGCCCCCUGCGAACCGUUCCUUCGUGGGAUUAGGACCAAGGGAUCCUGGGAGUAUCUAUCAGGCACAGUCCUGGUACCUGGGAUAACCGCCGCCGUGCCGCCCCUUCGCCUCCCUUCUCUGCUUUAGGCACCCCCAGAGGAACAUCCCUGAGCACCAGGCCCAGCCUUGUGGUGACGAUGGAGAGCGUGGACUCACGAUGACGACGACGACAACGACGACGACAAGCAAAACCCACACCCGAAGGAAAGAGCGAGGGAAAGGAAGAAGGAAAAGGGUCAAACUUCUUCAAAACAAAAAAACCCACACAAACAACACCCCCCCCCAACCCAGGAGGAUCCCACACCCCCCUCCCCCCAGGAGAACAAAGAAACACACACACACAAAAGAGAGAAAAAAACACUAUUAUUUGCCCCCGUUGGACAGCGCUACGCUGAGACCUGACACAACUCGUGCCAGCAAUGCUCCUGCAGCGCCUGACCCCCAGCGGCUGCCGACUCCCUCGGUCCUGCCUCCAUGUGAGUAGAAAAGAUCAAACCCCCUUUGGGCGUCCCCCCACCCGGCCACACACAGACUGUCAGGGGAGCCCGGGAUGUGACACGGUGACAUGGUGCUGCAGUGGCCGGGGCUUGGCUUGUCAUGACUUUCACAGGAGGAAGGGGGCUGGGGGUUCCCGUCCCCCCCUACCGUGUCCCCGUGUCCCCCACACGUGUCCCCACCCCGGGGGUUGGGCGGGGGGAGCUGUGAUGAGGGGACACUCCGUGUGUCUGAGCUAUGCAUUCCUGUGGACAGGUACGGGGGGGGGGGGGGGGGGGGGGGGCGAUUGUGUUGCACAUUUGUAGGAAAUGCACUUUGAAGAGGGAUUGGUAAAAAAAAAAAAAAAGAGAGAAAGAAAAAGAAGAAAAGAAAA